Orussus abietinus is the source of this 4779-nucleotide messenger RNA. RefSeq lists its product as uncharacterized. The coding region runs from base 1 to 4779 and encodes 1592 amino acids. Lineage: Eukaryota; Metazoa; Arthropoda; Insecta; Hymenoptera; Orussidae. The transcript has 3 exons. The record is from RefSeq and is a predicted model, not a curated record.
AUGCCCGACUGGCAGGGCAUUCUUUGUGCGAUAUCUGUGGUGAACACAACGAGCAGCAAGAAUGUCUUCGCGAAGCCCCUCGAUGCGGUUCCUGAAACCGCUGGUGAAUCUACUGGUGAAGGUGCAGGCGGAGAACAACCCCUGGCGCAGCAGGAGGGCGGCCCGAGCCGUUCUUGGACUGGGGGUCCGCCAUCGACACACUCAAAGGUCACCAGCGCGAGCACAGCAUCGAGGAAGAGACGUCUCGAGCUUCAAGCUGCCGAGGAACGGGCCAAAAUAAGGAAGGCUGCCAUUCAAGAACGAGAGAGGAUUGAUCUGGAGCUUGUGGACCAAAGGUUACAAGCGGACCUGCUGGAUGCGGAAGAUGAGAAUCGGGCCCAGGGCAGCCGGGAGGCGUCAAUUGGCGACACGGCUGGAGGUGCAAUUGAACGGAACAUCCACCAAUGGAUGGAAGACUCUGAGCGGAUUGCGUCGCCUCCGAUGAAUGAAGCCAUGAAGACUGUUGAGCCUGAACAGCCGGCGCGUUCCUUGGGCGAGUCUAGUCGUGAUGGAAUUCGCCAGUUAACCGCGGCUAUAACGCGGACAUUGGACGCAGUGCAAGAAAACAAUGCAUCUGAGCGCACAACAGGACACCUGGUUAACCGAUUGUCAUCGAUGAAGGAUCGCCCAGUCUUUGGCGGUGACGUGCUCGAGUGGCCCGCGUUUAGGCGUGCGUUUCACUUAUCCACCGCAAAGGGUGCAUAUUCCGAAGAGGAGAACCUAGCGCGAUUGUACGGAUGCUUGCGAGGCAAGGCAAGGGAGGCCGUGUCGUCCCUGAUGAUCACGAAGAAGACGACUGCUGAAAUAAUAGGCGCCCUGCAAUUGCGCUUCGGCAAUCCUGAUAUGGUUGCACAGAAGGUGCUGCAAGAAAUAAAACGCUUGCCUAAAAUAGAAGCAGGUCUGGGCAAUCUGGUCGUCGUCGCCACACAAGUAAGGAAUUGUGUGGCAGCCAUGGAGGCAGCCAACCACUUGGGCUACUUACAUAGUCCGGAGUUGGGGGCGCAAAUCAUUGACAGAAUGCCUCCCGCACUGAUUCACCAGUAUACGCGCUUCGCACAAGGGAGUCAGGAGCCAGAGGAACCUCGACUGGUGAGAUUGGCGAAUUUUCUGUUCUGCGAGGCUGAGCUUGUGACGAAGGCAGGUAUCUGUCGGGUAACCGAGGAGCGCCCGAGCCAAGCUGGACGGCGCGUGGAAGGGCAAAGAGGCCUCCGCCGGGCGAACGCCCGUCUACAAAGAGAUACUGUCCUAAUCACUCACAAAUCUGCAACCGACGAUCGACCUACACGAAAAGGGAAGAGCGAUGGAACACGUCGGAGUGAGAGGUGCGGUUAUUGCAAAGCUGCAUGGCAUACCACAUUCCAGUGCCCGCAGUUUAAGAAGAUCAGUGUCCAAGAGCGCUGGAAGUGGGCUAGACGGACAGGUGUCUGCUUUCUAUGCCUUGUUGAAAAGCAUCAGCGGUCCCGGUGCGAGGCAGCGCGCUGUGACCGCGCAGGGUGUGAUCAAGCACACCAUACCUUAUUACACGGUGCUUCUGGAAGGGCCAAGAAGACGACCGAGAUCGGGCCGUCGCGGUCAGAAACUCAGGAUACUGACAGAGAGGUCACGGCCAAUACUUGGUCCCAAGGGAGCCGACGUAUUUUAUUAAAGGUCCUUCCAGUAUGCCUGACUGGCCCACGAGGCGACGUUAACACGUACGCCCUAUUGGACGAAGGAUCCACCGUGACGUUGGUGGACGCAGGUGUAGCAAAGGCUAUCGGAGCGCACGGAGCGCAGAUCAGACUUUCCCUACAAGGAGUGCGAGGUAUGGAAAUAUCUGAACCCAACAGUAAAACGGUGACCUUUGCGAUAAGCGGGACGCCCCACGGACCAAGCUAUACGGUGUCGGGCGCCCGUACGGUGCAACAAUUGGCUCUUCCAUGUCAGUCCCUUCGAGAGGAGGACCUGAAACGAUUCGAACAUCUCGGUGGUGUGACUGCUGAGUGCUACUCAAAUGCGGACCCCAAGGUGUUGCUCGGGCAGGAUAACUGGGAUCUCAUAAUUUCCCGCGAAGUGCGCGAGGCAGGGCGGAAUGCUCCUGUAGCCUCUCGUACUGGGCUGGGAUGGGUUAUCCAUGGAUACGCCCCAUCUAGAAACAAGCGCGGGAAUGGCGAACUUGCCCUCGCCUUGAACGAUCCGGAGGCCUGUGGGGCAGGGUACGCUGACAUGGGAGGCGAUCACAGAAAUGAAGACCUCCAUGCCUUGAUAAAGGCUAAUUUUGCGUUCGAAGGAAUGGGCAUCACUGUGCAGAGCAGGAAACCUGCAGCGAUCCAACGAGCAGAAAAGCUGUUGGAUGCCACAACACGUCAAAUCGAAGGACAGUGGGAGACGGGAUUAUUGUGGAGACACGAUACAAUAGAAUUCCCGGAUAGCCGAAACACGGCCCUGAAUCGGCUCGAAGCGUUAGAACGCAAAAUGGACCGCAAUCCUGAGUUUCGCGCGGCAUAUCAAAAAGAAGUGAAUAGCCUCCUUGAAAGUGGUUAUGCGACCAGGGUUGGCGAAGCAGAGGAUUGCUCAAAAAGAGUGUGGUAUUUGCCACACUUCGGCGUGACAAACCCAAAUAAGCCGGGGAAACUAAGGCUAGUAUUUGAUGCAGCCGCGAAGACGCGGGGUGUGUCUCUGAAUGACAAAUUGCUGAGUGGACCUGACCUGCUAAAUUCGCUAUUGGGAGUCCUCAUGCGAUUUAGACAGCGCCGUGUGGCAUUCACCGGUGAUAUAAAGGAAAUGUUCUUACGUAUCAAGAUUCGGCCAGAGGAUCGAUGUGCGCAACGAUUUUUGUGGCGUGAGGAACGGGGACGACAACCGGACACGUAUCAUAUGACAUCAAUGAUAUUUGGGGCCGCUUCGUCACCGUGUUCGGCCCUUUAUGUCAAAAAUAUAAAUGCGCGAGCGUUUGAAGAAAAAUUUCCAACAGCCUGUAACGCCAUCAUUAAAAAACACUACAUGGAUGACUACCUGGAUAGCGUGGACACCGAGGAGGAAGCUAUACGCCUAAUUCGUGAAGUGACCGAGAUUCACCGACAGGGAGGAUUUGAGAUCCGCGGGUGGUCCAGCAAUAGUGAACGAGUUCAGAGCAGCUUAACAGCGAACAAAGCGGCGACUGGAAACGUCAACCUGGCAUUAUGUGAGCACCCUGUGGAGAGAACCCUGGGGGUCAUGUGGAACCCCUGCACUGACACGCUUUCCUUCGACCUCAGUAUGAAGAAGAUACCGACGGACAUCAUGGAAGGGAGGCGCAAGCCCACCAAACGAGAAAUGCUGCGAGUAAUAAUGUCAGUGUUUGAUCCCCAAGGUUUCCUAGCGCCCUUUACAAUUCGUAGCAAACUAUUGCUGCAGAACGUGUGGCGUAGCGGCAUUGGAUGGGACACACAACUAAAAGACGAAGAAUAUGAGCUAUGGCAACGCUGGAUGAAAGAUUUAAAAAAUAUCACGGGCUGCACUGUGCCUCGCUGUUACGCUGUUCGUGCCCAACAACCAAUAGACGCCGAGCUCCAUGUUUUUUGUGACGCAAGCGAGAAAGCGUUCGCCGCGGUCGCAUACUGGCGAUUACGCUAUGAUGCUACCACCACCGACGUCGCAUUUAUAGCGGGAAAGAGCAGGGUAGCGCCCCUGAAACUAGUCUCUAUCCCGCGGAUGGAGCUGCAGGCGGCCGUGUUGGCCGUCCGAUUAGCUCAAACCAUCACUGAAGAGCAUGAAAUAAAAGCAUCCAAGCGUAGAUACUGGACGGAUUCACGCACUGUCUUAUUAUGGAUAAAAUCUGAUCCCCGAAAGUAUAAAGCGUUUGUAGCGCAUCGUCUAGGAGAGAUCGACGACAUGACAAAGGUCGACGAAUGGAGAUGGGUUCCUACGAAGCAGAACCCCGCAGACGAUGCAACCAGAGGCAAUGAGACAACACUGACAGCGAACUCAAGAUGGUUGCAGGGCCCAUCCUUUCUCACGCGGGAUGAGUCGGAAUGGCCGACAUCGAUACCAUUGCGAGGUUUGGACCGCACCAGGGGCGAGCAACGACGACAAUUUGUGGCCGUCAGUACUGAGAAGCUCCAGAGUUCUCUGCCAAGCGUGAACCGAUUUUCUUCAUGGUUGCGGCUUGUGCGAGCGACGGCGUGGGUACUCGUAUUCAUUGCUCGAUGCAGGAAAACAUCGAAUUCAGGAAUUAACAGCGAAUACAUUGAAAGAGCAGAACGACUCUGGAUGAAGAAAGCCCAGGAGGAUAGUUUUGGUCCAGAACUAGUGGCGUUGAAGCAAGGACAGGCAGUGGACAGAAGCAGCCGACUAUUCCAGCUGUCCCCCACGGUAGAUGCGAGUGGGCUGAUGCGGUUGCAGGGACGCAUCAGCGCCACGGUAGAUAUCCCGGAGGCGAUGAAGUUUCCGGUCAUUCUGGACGGUCGACAUCCAUACACGCGAUUGCUCGCUAUGCAUUACCAUCAGAGGGCUGGUCACGGAAGCCCCGAGACAGUGGUCAACGAACUGAGACAGCGGUAUUGGGUGCUGAAUCUCAGGCCAACGGUACGGCAGGUGGCCAGCCAUUGCCAGUGGUGUCGGGUGCAGAGAGCGAAACCGCAGCAGCCCAGGAUGGGAGAUCUACCGCACGCACGCGACGUUGGUGAAGGAUGGUUCCACGGGUAUCUCAUCGUCGUCGCAGCCAGUUUUACCGCUCGGGUAGAUGUAGCCGAUUAUCCGACGCAAUCCCUGUGCCAUGAGUAA